GCGAAGUUGAAGUGGCCCGGCCGGAUUUCUCGGAAGCUAGUUAGUACGGAGCAGUAUAUAUAGAGAGGGAGGGUGUGAGAUUUUGGGGCACGAGGCGUAAUAAUCUCAUUCCAUCAAGAAAAUCAAUCUCUCUCUAAAUCUCUCUCUCUCUCUCUCUCUCUCUCUCUCGAGUUCUGGAUCGAUCAAGAAAACCGGCCAUGGAGGAAUCCCAAAGUCUCUCUCCGUCGUCGUCUUCAACAACUACAACAAAGGUCUCCUUCGCCUCAUCCGUGGCCGCCGGCCUAGCCGGUCUUCGCAGGGAUGACGCCGCCGAGAUGUGUGCGAAAAAGUUACUGGAAGAGAAUCAGCAACAGCGGGGUGGCGGCCCAUUGGACCUGCUGCUGCGUUCCGUGCUGCGGCUGCCAGCGGACGGCGGCAAGAUGGAUGAAGUGAGAGAAGAAGAUGACGACGCCCUCCUACCCUCUGUCCUUGCCUCCGAUUUGGAGCAAAAGAAAGAUUCCUUCUCUGCUGUUGAUCCAGACUGCCUCCUCAAGUUCCUCAGCCACUUGGUGUCUACCCCAACGCACACAGAGAAAUAUUUCGUCCUUAUCGCAGUCCUCAUGGAAAAAGUCCUGAGUUGGCGCCUAGUGAGUGCCGAGGCGCUCGCCUUGGAGAUCGGGGAACUACUUCCGGCCGACCCUGCCCUGGCGGCUGCCGCCUUCGACUUCAUCGGAUUCCUUGGCCGGCAGGUGGCGCCGGCCACCCCUUCUCCUCAUGGUGCUGCGGCGGCGGCCGCUUUGUUGCUUCCCACCCUCACAACCCUGCUCUUGGACGCGGUGGGGUGGACGGAGGACUUCCGCCACUCCCUCAAGGCUUUGCACGAGGUGACCUCUUCAUGGUUCCGUCUGGAGGAUGCCGGCCACCUCCUCUCCCACGGAAACCUUUUGGCAGUCAUGCGCACCCUCAAAAAGAGCCUCUCUUCUCGCUGGAAUGGCAGCCGCGACGACCACCAUGACGCCUGGGAAAUGGUUUCCCACAUAACCAAGCCAUUCUUCACAAUUGUCCCCAGCGCCGCCGUAAUCAAAGAGGAGCCCGGCCUUCUGUGCAUGACAUGCAAUCCAAAUGAGCAGAAGAAAAAGGUUCCAGAUUGGUAAUUUCAUCCAUCCAUUCAUCAUCAUAUCCGACAAGCUAGCUAUAUCGGCAUCUACAUACAAUAUUAUUCAUUCCUAUACCUACCAUGG
Messenger RNA from Cuscuta campestris, 1220 nucleotides. The record is from the annotation of a GenBank genome assembly. Lineage: Eukaryota; Viridiplantae; Streptophyta; Magnoliopsida; Solanales; Convolvulaceae.